GCUUUCCACUCGGAAAAAAAGGCGCCUUCACUUUGAAAUACACGCCAUGGGGCGAUGCCCAGUAACUUCGGACAAGCCGCUCCCGGGCACUAGUCGCUGAGAGAGACUAGUGCCAUGUUGCUUUUAAACGCACAGUCUGCUGCUGGGUUAGGGACCGCGAACCAUGCAAAACCCCUGCCGCUGGCCCCGGAGAGGAGGACGCUCUCCGCGUGUCCAGCCUGUAGGAAAGCUGAACUCUAGCGGGAGGAUGGUUUGAGGUUGGGCUGGGUUGCCUUAUGGGAGGCCGCUCAGGCUGCACGAAUAGGAAGGGAGGGAAGGAGGAGUUAGACAGCCAGACCUGGGGGAGGCUGAACGAAGAGCUUCUCCCAACGCAGUGUAUGUGUCCAGAAGGAAAGGGAGACAUGAAAGUACCUUGGACAGAGCAAAAGCAGGCUCCAAAGCCUCCACAUUGCCCAGAGCGCUUCUGAGCCCUCAAGAAGCGCUUUGAAGCCUGAAAUAUCCACCCCCCCGUUUCCCUCUGCUCCUGACAUUUGCGUUUGAAACUUUGACUUCAAUCAACUCGCUUUGGAACAGAACUGAGGUGUGCUGUUCUGUAAGUGCCCCCAAGUGGCUUCAAUUUCUGGCCUCAGUAAAAGAUCUCAAAAGAAAUGCAAGGAUGCCUGUGCUAGAGAAACUCACACAGAAGGAGAAAGAUGCAUGCAGCAAAGAUGAGACAACACUGCCCAAGCUUCCAGUGCCUCCACUGCAACAGACCUUGCACAUGUACCUACAAUGCGUGAAACACUUGAUUCCAGAUGAGCAAUUUAGGAAGACCAAGGCCAUAGUAGAACAAUUUGGAGUUGCAGGAGGCCUAGGAGAAUCCUUACAGCAAAAACUUCUAGAUAGAAGGGAGAAGAUUGGAAACUGGGUGUUUAACUACUGGUUGGAUGACAUGUACCUCAGCAACCGGUUGGCUCUUCCAGUCAAUUCCAGCCCUGCAAUUAUCUUUGCUCGUCAACAUUUCAAGGAUGUGAAUGACCAGCUGAGGUUUGCUGCUAAUCUCAUUUCAGGAGUGCUGGAUUAUAAAGCUUUACUGGAUGCCAAUGCUAUACCUGUUGAUUUUGCUCGUGGACAGCUGUCUGGUCAUCCUCUCUGUAUGAAGCAAUACUAUGGACUCUUUUCUUCCUAUCGUCUUCCAGGCCAUACCAAAGAUACUCUUGUGGCCCAGAAAAGCAGCAUAAUGCCAGAACCAGAGCACAUUAUUGUUGCUUGUAACAAUCAGUUCUUUGUUUUGGAUGUUGUAAUUAAUUUCCGCCGUCUCAGCGAAGGGGAUCUAUUCACUCAGUUAAGAAAGAUAGUCAAAAUGGCAGAGAAUGAAGAAGAGAGGCUGCCUCCAAUUGGUCUACUGACAUCUGAUGGAAGAACCGAGUGGGCAGAGGCCAGGACAAUCCUCAUGAAAGACUCUACUAACCGAGACUCCCUGGAUAUGAUUGAACGGUGUAUAUGCCUGGUGUGUCUGGAUGGCCCAAGUGGGGUGGAACUCAACGAUACAAAUAUGGCUUUGCAACUUCUGCAUGGGGGAGGCUAUAAUAAAAAUGGUGCCAAUCGCUGGUAUGACAAACCCAUGCAGUUUGUUGUGGGAAGAGAUGGAGUCUGUGGCACUGUGUGUGAACACUCCCCUUUCGAUGGGAUCGUCCUGGUACAGUGCACCGAACAUUUGCUCAAGCACAUGAAGGAAAGCUCUAAGAAAUUAGUCAGAGCUGAUUCAGUGAGUGAGCUUCCUACUCCAAGGAGAUUGAGAUGGAAAUGCUCUCCAGAAAUUCAGGGACACUUAGCAUCAUCAGCAGAAAAACUUCAAAGGAUAGUAAACAAUCUAGAUUUUAUUGCUUAUACAUUUGAAAACUAUGGAAAAGAGUUUAUCAAGAAACAAAAGACUAGCCCAGAUGCCUACAUUCAAGUUGCACUUCAGCUGGCAUUUUACAGAUGCCACAGGAGACUUGUUCCUACCUAUGAAAGUGCUUCCAUACGCCGAUUUGAAGAGGGAAGAGUCGACAAUAUUAGGUCUGCAACCCCAGAAGUUUUAGCUUUUGUAAAAGCAAUGAUUGAUGACAAGUCAUCUCUACCGGAAUCUGAGAAGAUGCAACGAUUUAAAGAUGCAAUCACGGCACAGACUAAUUAUACUAUUUUGGCCAUUACUGGAAUGGCAAUAGACAAUCACUUGCUAGGGCUCAGAGAGACAGCACGGGAGCACUUCAAGGAACUGCCAGAGAUAUUUACAGAGGAAACAUAUUUGACAAGCAGUCGAUUUAUCCUCUCAACCAGCCAGGUUCCAACCACCAUGGAAAUGUUCUGCUGUUAUGGGCCUGUGGUCCCCAAUGGUUAUGGUGCAUGUUACAACCCACAGCCAGAGCAUAUAUUAUUCUGCAUCUCAAGCUUUAAAGACUGUAAAGAGACCUCCUCAGUUAUGUUUGCUAAAGCUGUAGAAGAAAGUCUCAUGGAAAUGAGAGAUUUGUGCAGCAAAUGCAACUCUACUACGACAAAAUCACUGGCUAAACAAGAAGCAGCUGCAAAAUCUCAAAAUGGACGCAAGCUCUAACGGUCUGUGACUUAUUUUCCUGCACCCUUUCCUUUCUCCCACUCUGCAGAUCCUUAUGAAGAAACAAUGAUACAACUGUUCAAAGGCAAGGUAUAAUGAGAAACAUUUUAUUGUAGAACAAAAAUGCAGCUUGUUUUAGGUAUGAUUAUCAUUUAUCAAGAUGAAAGCUAGAAUACUAUAAUACUGAAGUUUAAGUUUUUUGCUCUAGAGUCAGCAAUAAUGAUUGGUCUGUUUAGUUGAACUGAAGAUGGCAAUAAUAUGGAACCAUACUGUACCACCACUCCUAUCAAUAUGCAAAAGUAGUUUUAACAUCCAUCUUUAUUCUGACCUUGACUAGCCCCAAGCACACAUCUGUUCCUAGUAAAAUCAAGAAUAAUCUACAUGGGGUCUUUUCAUCAGAGGAGUUCCAUGUGCAUACCAGUACAUCAGAGUCAAGUGAAGCAGAGAGAAUUUUGCCCUAAAUUAAUUCACGUACUUACUUCCUCCUCUUACUGGGUGAAAUACAUCCCUUUACAGAGGCCCAGCACAAGGCCGAGGCACUUGUCCCACUUAAAUCUCUUUAUCAGCUCUCUGCAGAGGAAUGAAUUUUAAUCACAUGACUAACAGUAGAGCUGCAUGCAACCAUAAGAAAUCAAAGAGUUACAAACACCUGGAGUAGAGAGGCAGGCACUCAAAUGUGCUCUGCAAGCUGCAGAAGUCCCCACUAUAGAAGUUACAGACAUGAUCCAUUUUUAAGAAUAUUUUUCACUCAUUCUAACCUCUGAUCAUCCCGUUUGGUUUGUUUUUGUUUUUUAGAUACAGAUGUAGUGAUUCAUACACAGUAUAUAGAGCAUUUUAGUCUUGCAUUGAUUAUGUGUCUUUAAAUAAAGCAUUUGCUUCAGUGUUAUUUAAUAUAGUUAACUAAGUGGUAAGAACAAUAUACCACCGGUACAACUUUUGGAACAAUUUAUUUUGGGAGUGGGGAAACCCUUCUACUCCCCACCUCUGUUUCAGUGACUUUCUCUCUGACUGAAAGACACAGCUAGUUCAGUCUAGAGAUUUUUAAUCCCGAUUCCUAUCCAACUCUCAUGGUAAUCAAUAGAAAGACUCUUAUUGAUUGAAUUAGGAGCAGGAGGAGACCCCCAGUUAGGCAGAAGGGUCACUCUCAGAAGUUUAGCUAGGGUUGUAGUUGGACAGGAGGGAGUAGGGAUCUGUGCUUUCUCCUCCCAUUGAACUGAAUGCCUGUCCUCAUCAUUCAUAGCCCUAAGAGCAUGGGACCAGAUAUGAUCCAGUACACAAAACUAACUGGAUAGCUGUAAGGAUAAUUGUAGUUUAUUUAAUCAAGUUUAGGAACCAACCCAGUAAAGCGCAUAUGCACAUGCUUAGCUUUAAACACGAGCAGUCUCAUUAACUUUAUUGGGACGAUUCAUGUACUUCUAGUUAAGUACAUGCUGAGGUACUCUGCUGGAGGAGGGCUAUAUAGGGCUCUGUUACAUUUAAGCACCAUGGGCCUAUUCCUCAACUUGUGUAAAUCAGCUACAUUAAUUUUACACUGGCUGAGGAUGUGGUCCCAUAUUUUAAUGCGGGUUUGCUGCUUAAAAAAAAAGCAGUUUCAUUACAGCACAGAACUGCAUUCAGUGAAUAGUAAAAAGAGAGACUAUUUUUAAAGUAUUAAAUAAUGCUACAGCAUGAUUUUGCUCCAAAAUUAAUAUAACAAAAAAUUACAUUAACUAUGUAGCGGGUAUGUUGUCUAGCAAGUAACCUUUUUUUUUUUUUUAAUUUGCUGUUUAAAAUGUGACUUUACAUUUUGUUUUCAUACUGCUGCUAAGAGAAUUACCUUUCAACAUUCUCAAUAUGAUCUUGCUUUGUUCUAUGUCACUGUGAAGGCAGUCUUCACUUUUAAUACAAGCUUGACACCAAAAUAUUUUGAUUUUUUGAUCACAAAAUUGUGUCUGAGCUUUUUGAAACGAUGAGCAAGUUCCAAGUUUGCUAAUUUAUAGAAAAUGUGGUUAUGAUUAUUUCUAAUUAGAUAUAUUUAAGAUUGGAAAAAUAUUUUACAUUUUGACAGAUUUCAAUGUGUGUUUCAAAGUAUUACUUGCACACCUUUUUUGGCACAAGCAAAUGCCAUAAAAUAGCUGACUAAUUAUUAUGUACUCAGCAUACAACUGUAUGCAUUGAAAUUGAGAUUGGAUAAAAAAUCAUAGUAUUUUAUAAUAUUCAUUUACUAUUAAUUGACAGGCAGAAAAAACUGACCACAAAAGAAUACAUCACUCAUCUGCAGAUGCUUUUAUUUUCCUCACUGCAAAUUGAUUAACAAUAGAAGGUUUUGUCAUCAUCCUUUCAUUUGAAUAAGAAAUCAACAACCACCAAUACUUACUGAUUGCUGAUUACCACCAAUUACUUAAUGAUUCCAGGCUUAGAUAUAUUGACCUGUUUUUCCUAUUCAUCUGCUUUUCACAUCACUGAAUCUUACUGAAUCAGGGUCUCUGUGCACAAGAAAUGCAGUCAGUCCAAAUGUGGCUGAAUUUUACAGUUUGUACUUAAUGAAUGCAAGUUGGAUAAAACUUCAUAGCAACUGUGAUGCCGGAAAGUGUUCUCAAUUUCUCAGUUACGGUCCAGCCUCUCGGUUAACUAAAUCACAUAUCACCAUGUUGUAUGAAACUGUGUUGUAGUGGAAUUUUUGUGGCUUUCAGGAAGUGGUUAGUUUUGGUUAAUGUAUUUAAAAUUAGUUGUUUUAGACCAGUAGAAUAAAAUUUUGUUCUGCAGCUUUAAAACACGUAAUCUCAGCAUAUGCAACUAUGCAAAGCUAAUUGAAAACUAUUACAUAUUAUUCAACUACAAAACUGUGAAUGGAUCACUCAUACUAAGUGUUUUGAGAAUGUUGUUUGGCAGGAUGAAUUCAAUAUAAUUACAUUAAUAUAGCAAGUGGCAAUGAUUUAUUAUAAACAUGUUAAUGACACUUGAAAUCCACCUGUUAACUGCAAAAUGGUUUAGGAUGGUAAGGUUUCGUGCAAUAUAUACGAACAUAUACUGUAUAUAGGCUUGGCAAAAUUAUUUUUUAAAUAAUUUUGACAGAUAUCUGCUUAUUUUAAGCAUUUUUUCAGUUUUUACUGAUUUAAAUUUUCACAGUUGCACAAAAUUAUGGGUUUUAAGCACUUUUAAUUUUUAUCUAUUUAAAUUUUCAGAGUUGCAGUAAAAUGCGGGGGGGUCAGACAAUUAUUUAAUGAUAGUAGACAGAUUCAAAAAGUUAAAGCUACAUAACCAUUAAAAAUAAACUGUCAACAUCAAGUAUCAACAUAUACAAAGUAAAUAUCCAUAAAUCAAACUUAACAAGUUCUCAGCAACAUUUUUAUGUAAUGUUCUCAGCAAUAUUAUAUGUAAAUUUUGAUUCUGAUCAUCAGUGGAAAUAUUUUUCAUCAGUUUGUGUGUGUAAGGUGAAAUCAAGGUUUACUGAUAUUUACUAAUAAAAAUCUAAUCAUCCCAAGCCUAUACACACUUUCACCCACCCACUCACCCAGUGCUAGACUGUGCUCAAAGAUAUUUAUGGACUGAUAUCUCACUUAAAAAGAGGACUCUCAUGAAUAUCAAAAUUCACAAUGAAUAGACAGAAGUGGGAGAAAUCUUCAAUAGUGAUGCACAUUAAGGGAUAAAAUACUGCUGGCAUUAUCCCUGUGAGUAGUCUCAGUGACACUAUGCAUGUAAGUUCAGUAGGAAAUGGCUAUAACAAUGUAGCAGAACCUUUUAUGGUAUGUGAAUUACCAUACAAAAUUAAUAUUUUAGUGACAUUUUUAUUUUUAUAACAUAGUAUAGAUUUAUGGCAAAUGUAAAUGUGUAUUUAUAGCAUCUUAAUUUUGUUUCUGUUCUAAGUUUUAUGCUUUAAGGAAACAAAUAUCUAUAUCUAGAGAGAUAUAAAAUUGAAGUAAACUGUAUAUUGGUACUAUGAACUCAGAAUAUUUAAACAGUAAAAAUCUGUGUCCAAUAAAAAGUAUUGCAAGAAAA
Messenger RNA from Caretta caretta (loggerhead turtle), 6553 nucleotides. RefSeq names its product choline O-acetyltransferase (gene CHAT). Gene Ontology annotation, molecular function: choline O-acetyltransferase activity. Gene Ontology annotation, cellular component: neuron projection; cytoplasm. Lineage: Eukaryota; Metazoa; Chordata; Testudines; Cheloniidae. The record is from RefSeq and is a predicted model, not a curated record. Gene Ontology annotation, biological process: neuromuscular synaptic transmission; acetylcholine biosynthetic process.